Suillus clintonianus is the source of this 828-nucleotide messenger RNA. RefSeq lists its product as uncharacterized. NCBI's taxonomy places the organism in Eukaryota, Fungi, Basidiomycota, Agaricomycetes, Boletales, Suillaceae. The record is from RefSeq and is a predicted model, not a curated record. The transcript has 2 exons. Bases 1 to 828 code for a protein of 275 amino acids.
AUGGCUUCUUUCCCUCCACAACAAUCUUAUCCUUCUAAUGUCCAGCUUCCUCGUAGGUUGCAACGUCCAUCCUAUGCCGAGGUUCCUAGACAAAAUAUUGCUGCUAUCGCUCCUGAACUCUCUGAAAUUCCGAUGGACUACGUCAGACGUAGUCUCAAGCUCCAGGCAAACCAGAUGUUUGCUGGUAUCGCAGCACUUUCCCAAUCUCAUCUGCCUCAGAGCAUCUCUCGCUCCCAAGUGCACCAUACCCCUAGUCUAACCAUUCCAAUUCGCCCAUCCGCCUCCUCCUCUUCCUACCCCACACACAUACUUGCACUUUCCAGAUCAUCCAGCUCCUCCGAUUCGUAUGUCACCCUUGUGCCGACCCACGCCCUCAUUCUCGCAUCAAAUUGCGCUUCAUUACCCCGCCUCCCCCCCUCAGCUUCUUCUCACGGCGCUACUGUUAGCGUCACUCUUCCAGUACUUCCUCUUACAAUACCCGCCCCAUCCGCGUUCGGCCCCUUGCACACUUUCCUCUACACUCAUUCUACACCUCAACUACUCUCCGCACUCCUCCCAGCUGUCCCAGGCUCUUUCUUAUCCACUCUCACGUCCCCACAAGCACUCCGAGGCACACUUGCCUCUGGGCCUGCACUCCAUACCCUUUCCGCCCACCUUAUGUCAUCUGCCCCCGGUAUGGGUGCACUUACCAACGUCGCCCAGAACAUUGCGGCUGUAUGGAGAAACGCAGUUGCCUUGGGUGUGCACGAUCCCGAACUCUGGGACUGUCUUGACCUAGCCUGGGAGGUCAUCUUGGGUGCUAUGAACCUCGGUGCCGGAGCGCGCUAA